AUGGCCCAGACAGCGGAUGUCGACAAGGUCGCACGGCUCCUGACAGAGUCCCAGCUCGGCGGCGGCAACGCCAAGAUCGACCCUGGCCAGUUUUCCCGCGUGGACCGAGACGCCGCCUACAGGAUCAUGGCUGCGGUGCAAAAGGCCUUGGGAGAGGAGACGGGAAUGUACAAGACGGCCAUCCUCCCGGACGGCGUCGGGGUCGCGGCACCAAUCUACAGCUCCCGCAUCGGUCAGAGCCCGGGCUUUGCCUUUCCGGGCGACAAGCUCAACAUCAAAGGCGUCGAGUUCGAGGUUGGAGUCAAACUGGCCAAGGACAUCCCUGCGGACGCAGACAAGACGACCAUCGCCGCCGCCGUCGACCACUACUACCUCGGCGUCGAGAUCGUCGGGACGCGCAUCGCCUCCACGGCCGAGGUUCCCCGGGCUCCCCCGCCGUAUGGCCUUGCCGACAACCUGUCGGGGUUGGGAUAUGUCUUCGGUCGAGUCUACGACAGGGAGCCUCCCGUAGACGGCGUACCUGUAUCGUUUGAGGUUGACGGCAGAGUCGUCGACAGCAGGCCGGCUAAAUGCCCGUUUGAGGGCGGGAUGCUCGCCACUCUGGUGGCUUACGCAAAAUCCCAACAGCCGCAUCUUCCACUUAAGGCCGGCAUGUUCGUCACGCUUGGGUCUGUGAACGGCUGCAUACCUCUCCCACAGGGCACCAAGGGACGGGUAGUUGGUAGGCUGGGCGAUGAGACCCCGGUUGAGUUCGUAAUUCAAUGA
Messenger RNA from Pyricularia pennisetigena, 765 nucleotides. RefSeq lists its product as uncharacterized. The record is from RefSeq and is a predicted model, not a curated record. The transcript has a single exon. Gene Ontology annotation, molecular function: 2-oxopent-4-enoate hydratase activity. Lineage: Eukaryota; Fungi; Ascomycota; Sordariomycetes; Magnaporthales; Pyriculariaceae. Bases 1 to 765 code for a protein of 254 amino acids. Gene Ontology annotation, cellular component: cytoplasm.